Pterocles gutturalis (yellow-throated sandgrouse) is the source of this 372-nucleotide messenger RNA. RefSeq names its product olfactomedin-like protein 2B. NCBI's taxonomy places the organism in Eukaryota, Metazoa, Chordata, Aves, Pterocliformes, Pteroclidae. The transcript is spliced from 2 exons. The annotation marks the transcript as partial. The record is from RefSeq and is a predicted model, not a curated record. Gene Ontology annotation, biological process: signal transduction.
CUGUUAGGUGACUACGACAAGGUGAAGGCUGUGUCCGAAGGCUCCGACUGUCGCUGCAAAUGCCUGGUCAGACCCCUGGGCCGCGGUGCCUGCCAGAGGAUUAACGAAGGCGCUUUCAGAGCAGAGGACUUUUACACGGUGGAAACCAUCACGUCAGGACCCAGCUGCAAGUGUGCGUGCGUGGCCCCCCCCUCAGCGCUCAAUCCCUGCGAGGGGGACUUCAGGCUGAAGAAGCUGCGGGAGGCGGAGAGCAGCGACCUGAAGCUGUCCUCCAUCGUUGAGAUGCUGGAAAGUGCCUUCUACGGCUUGGACCUUCUGAAGCUGCACUCGGUCACAACCAAGCUGGUGGGUCGGGUGGAAAAGCUCGAGGAG